AUUGAUGGAGGCAAGAGAAGAGAGCGGGGGUUUCUGGGAGUUUCGCUGCACAGCUGGUGGGAGUUAAUAGCUACCCAGUUUUAUCCGUAACGCGCCUUGAUUGGCAUUCUUGGGUAAAGGCAGGCGGGAAAAGCUUGGGGGGGAAAGUUGCCAGGGGGGAAUAGUGGGGAGAAUUAGGAGAGGUGAAAGUCAUUGAAGUAGGAAGACUGAACCAGGAACAGACAAGUGGGACUCAACCUCUACCAACCCUUCCAUCAGACGGUGACCUUACGCUUUAUCUACCGCUUAGUUUCAGCCACGUGUUGUGAGCGACGCCAGACUUCUUGUUACAAAUUGAUGGAUAGCUGUAAAAUCAUAUUUGAAACAAAUCUGUGUUCAUGAAGAGUGCCUACACAACAUGUCAAGAAAAAAAGAUCCAAUCGAAUUGUUUCAUUCUGGGCAGCUGGUAAAAGUCUGUGCUCCAAUGGUUAGAUAUUCAAAGUUGGCUUUUAGAACACUCGUAAGAAAGUACAGUUGCGAUCUGUGCUAUACACCAAUGAUAGUUGCUGCUGAUUUUGUCCGAUCCGUAAAAGCCAGAGACAGUGAAUUUACCACAAACCAAGGUGAUUGCCCAUUGAUUGUUCAAUUUGCUGCUAAUGAUGCAAGACUUCUAUCUGAUGCUGCUCGUAUUGUCUGUCCUUAUGCAAAUGGAAUAGACAUUAACUGUGGUUGCCCUCAGAGGUGGGCAUUAGCAGAAGGUUAUGGAGCUUGCUUAAUAAACAAGCCAGAGCUUGUUAAAGAUAUGGUGAAACAAGUGAGGAAUCAAGUGGAAAAUCCCAGAUUUUCAGUAUCUAUUAAAAUAAGGAUCCACAGUGACCUUACAAGAACUGUAGAUCUCUGUCGGAAGGCUGAAGCAACAGGAGUUUCCUGGAUUACAGUCCAUGGAAGAACUGUUGAAGAAAGACAUCAGCCAGUUCACUAUGAGGCCAUUAAAAUAAUUAAAGAAAGUAUGUCUAUACCUGUAAUUGCUAAUGGAGACAUCAGAAGCUUAAAAGAAGCAGAAAAUGUGUGGCACAUGACUGGGACAGAUGGUGUGAUGGUUGCAAGAGGACUAUUAGCAAACCCGGCCAUGUUUGCUGGAUAUGAGGAAACCCCACUGAAAUGCAUCUGGGACUGGGUUGACAUUGCUCUUGAACUUGGAACUCCUUAUAUGUGUUUCCAUCAGCAUUUAAUGUACAUGAUGGAAAAGAUAACUUCAAGGCAAGAAAAGAAAGUAUUUAAUGCUUUGUCUAGCACAUCUGCAGUCUUGGAUUACCUUACAGACCAUUAUGGGAUUGACCGGUCUUCCUAAAUUAAUAUAUUCUUCAUUUUAUACGUGCAGGGAAACCAACCAAGGUCACAUUUUGGUUUUUACUUUGAAUCAUUGGCUCCCAAACAUUAGUAUAAAAACAGUGCCCUGAGAGGAUUUUUAAAAAUCAUUCCUAGAUUGUGAUUCAGUAGAUCUCUAGGGUGGACCCAAAAUUUAGUUUUAAAGAAGACCGCAGGUGGUUCAAACAUUGACAAACAUUGCUUUGAAUCCUAUUAUUGAUUAGAAAAUGUGAGAAUUUUUUCCCUAAUCAUGUUUUUAACAUUUUUAAAUAAAACUUUUUAUUUUAAUACCACAAAGAUGACUCAUACAGUAUCUGUAAGUUGACAUGAAGUAUGUUUUAAAUGAAAAUAAGUGCCAAAAAUUGAGAAAAUAAACACCAACAUCUCUAUAAAUGAAAAAGAACAAGAAAUUCUGGAUAAAAUUGCAUUCAGGGCUUAAAUUAAAAGUAUACAUUGGAAAAUCAAACUGCCACUUCCUAAUUCAUGAAUUCCACACUCAAGGUAAUUGUCUUAAAUUGUAUAUAACAGGGAUUAACUGGAGUUCCAGUUGUGGUGCAGUGGAAAUAAAUCCAACUAGGAACCGUGAGGUUGCUGCUUUGAUGCCUGGCCUUGCUCAGUGGGUUAAGGAUCUGGCAUUGCCGUGAGCUGUGGUGUAGGUCGAAGACAAAGCUCAGAUCUGACGUUGCUGUGGCUGUGGCGUAGGCCAGCAGCAACAGCUCUGAUUAGACCCCUAUCCUGGGAACCUCCAUAUGCCAAGGGUGCGGCCCUAAAAAAACAAACAAAAAAAGGCAGGGAGUUCCCGUUGUGGCUCAGUAGAAGCAAACCAGACAAGUCUGUGAGGACACAGGUUCAAUCCCUGGCCUGACUCAGUGUGUUAAGGAUCCAGUGUUGCUGUGAGCUGCAAUGUAGGUGCUGUAGGUCGAAGACGAGGCUCGGAUCCCAAGUGGUUAUGGCAGCUGUAGCUCUGAUUCAACCCCUAUCCUGGCAACUUCCAUAUACUGCAGGUGUGGCCCUAAAAAAUAUAAUAAUAAAAGCAAAUAAAUAGUAUGUAACAAUUUGGUUAGAUGUGCUGUUUUCUAUGUUUAAAACUAAGAUUCCAUGAAUUUUUUUUUUUUUUGUCUUUUUCUAGGGCCUGAAAUUCUUUAAGUGACAUUAAAUUUGUCACAUUUUGAGGCUUCUAGAUCCUUAGAAGAUUGAGAGCUAUUUCCAUCCCCACAUCCUAAGUAUAAAAAGUUUGGUAGCUAAUCUGGAUAUGAUUACACAGUCAGUCCCUGGUGCUAGACAAUUUUGUAUAUGGGAUUUGAGGAUCCACAGACACUCCUAUCUGUGAGAGACCUGGAACCAAUCCCCCAAAGAUACCAACGGGCAAAUGUAUAUUUGAAGUAUUAUUUCCUGGAGAAUGGCAACCAGGUUUUUAUUUUUAAUUUAAAAACCUAAUUUUCAUACACUGUUUUUAGUAAUGUUAUUUUUAAGCCUUUCAGCAGUUGAUGUUUUAACUUUAAAGUUCCAUGGUUUGGGAAUAUACUAGUAGAAUUUUGUUGGUGGUGAAUGUGCUACUGCAGGAGUUAUCUUGGGUUAAAAUAAAAGUUCCAUAAUUAAUAUACUCAUCUAUUAUAACUAAAAACGGUUAUAAAGAGACUAUAAUCUAAAACAGUUUAGUUCAAGAGUUUGGGGAUAUUAAAUGAAUCCAUUUUAACAUAAGCACUGUGUUGCCAUUUUUUAGGCACAUUCUUUGCUCUCAUUUCUGUUUAUUUUUAAAUUACUCAAUGAAUUUUAUUACAUUUAUAGUUGUACAGCGAUAAUCACAACCAAAUUUUAUAAAAUUAGCGGGAUUUUUUAAGGAUAACCGGCUUUUUCAUUAAAUGUAAAUAGUGUAUAAGCAAAUAGGAAGCUGUAGUCAAAACUUAAGUCAUUUUUUAUGUUUGCAAAUACUUCAGUGUUGUGAGAACAACAGCGUAAUUAAAGGGCACAGCUUUUCCAAGGAACCGGUGUAGAAAGGCAAGGAGUCUAAACGAAUUUUUUUUUAAGUUCCUCAUGGUUAAUUUUGUGUUGUAAAUUUCGUUUCUAUGUAAUCAAGUAUAUUUGUGAGAAGAAAAAGCACUGACUUAAA
This is a messenger RNA of Sus scrofa (pig), 3457 nucleotides long. NCBI's taxonomy places the organism in Eukaryota, Metazoa, Chordata, Mammalia, Artiodactyla, Suidae. The record is from RefSeq and is a predicted model, not a curated record.